Messenger RNA from Staurois parvus, 328 nucleotides. Lineage: Eukaryota; Metazoa; Chordata; Amphibia; Anura; Ranidae. The record is from the annotation of a GenBank genome assembly.
UUUAAAAGCUCAUCUUCUUUCAGCUGUCAGUCUGUAAAAAAACGUUGGUGCAACUUAUGUACAUGUAAUGUACUUUAAUGAUGGUUAUCUCCAUCUAGCGUCUGCUGUGCAUAAUCCUCAGUCCAAUUGUGCCCAGGCAGCCUGGAGUGCCUUGAAGUGUCUUCAGGGGUGCCUUGGCAAAAUGUCUAAAAAUGGCCCAAAACUUGUAUACAAGCCAGUGGGUGGAAGAAGCCUGCCUUUUAGUUACACAAAGCCACAGGUUUUCAUUGUGUACCAUUAUGACCUUCUAGCCACCAGCAUCCUAACAACCAAUUACAUCAUCAGUUGA